UCUAUUGCAGCAAAGCAAAACCUUAAAAUGAAAUGGCUGGGAAUGGCGGGCCUCCUUCUUUAAAAAUGCUUUUCUACAUGGAAUAUGGAAAAUGCAGUUAAGAUAUGGCUUAUGCAAAAAGGCAAAAAGGAGUGCUUGCAGCAAUUUGGUAAUCAUUUAGAUCACCUGUAAAAAUAUUUUCAUCCUUUUUCUCAUAGCUUGCAGGAAACAAAAUUCCAAAAGGAUCGCAUAUUUAAAAGUAAAAUAUGCCACCAUACAAAUUUCAGAAGAAACUAUGAGAGAUUUUGUUUUGCUUUUUGUUGGUAAAAGAGAAAGAUUAUCUAAAAAUCCCAAAGCUGUGAAGACUCAAACUGGUAAGAUACAGACAUAGAUGUUUGGCAUAUGAAAAACUAUAUGAAGAAAGCAAAAAUACAGGCAAAAAUCUGAAGAAAAAUUCGUAGGCUAAGGAUUUGAAUAGACAUUUCUCCAAAGAAGGUAUAGAAAUGGUCAAUAAUCACAUGAAAAGAAGCUCAACCUCAUUAGUCAUUAGGGAAAUGAGAAUCAAAACCAAAACUCACUAUUAUUUCAAAACCACUAAGAUGGCUCAAAUCAACAGGAUGGACAACACAAGUGGUGAGGAUGUGGAGAAACUGGAACCCUCAUACAUUGCUGGUGGACAUGUAACAUGAUCCAAUCGCUUUGGAAAACAGUUAGGUACUUGCUCAGAAAGGUAAACAUAGAGUUAACAUGCAACAUAGCAAUUCCAUUCCCAGGUAUAUGCAUCCAGGACAACUGAAGCACGUUCACAUAAUAACUUACAAAAGAAUUUUCAUAGCAGAAUUAUUUAUAAAUAGCCAAAAUGUGGAGAGAAUCCAAAAGUCAUGAAUUGACAGAUAAACUGUGCUAUACUCGUAAAAUGGAAUAUUACUCAGCCAUUAAAAGGCAUCAGGUACUAAUACAUGGCACAAUAUGGACAAACCUUGAGAACGUUAUGCUAAGUGAAAGAAGCCAAACAGAAAUGACCGUAUGGUGCAUGAUUCCAUUUACAUGAAAUACCCAGAACAGACAAACCAACACAGACAGAAAGUAGAUUAGCAGUUGCUACGUCUUCGAGGAAAGGAGUAAUGAGAUGACUACUAAUAUGUAGGGCGUUUAUUUACAGGGUACUGAAAAUAUCCUGAAGCUAGACAGUGGUGAUUGUUGCACAACUCUGUCCAUAUACUAGAAACCACAGAAUUGUGCACAUUAUAAAAGGCAAUGUUAUGGCCGGUGAAUUAUAUCUCAAUAGAAAUAUUUGUGACCCCCAAAAGACUAACAUUUCAAUUAAAUAUACAGAAACUAUAAAUCAGAAGGCAAAAACAACCCAAUUUUACCAUCUCUCUCUCCAGCCAAAGUGAAGGGGGUACAUUCUAUUAAUACAUCUUAUUUUUUUAUCUCUUCAUUAACAAGUUCUGUUCUCAUUAUACAAAACUGGUCUCCAUUUCUAAUCACACAAAACUAGUCUCCAUUUCCUUAUGUCAGUUUUCACUAUUGUAACUACAUAAACAGAGCACUUCCAUGGCUUUUAUAAAAACCCACCCACUCAUACAAUCAGACAUAUCAUUUUUGGAAGCUUCUUAUGUGCCAGGAACUAGGAUACUCUGACCAACACAGCAGACAAGGUCCUGCCUGCAUGGGCCUUCUAUUUUUGUGGAGCAGUCAGAUGAUAAACCAGCCAAACAGUAUGUAAUGUUACCUAACAUCAGGAGGGAGACGUAUAAUUUUGGAGGUGUCCCAAGCUGUGUCUCUCUCAUGAAGAGUUCCCUCUUGCCUCUGAACCCAGUGGAAAGUAAACACUUUGAAGGAACUGUGAGGUCAGUAAGUGUGAAAAAAGACAUUUCAUUUCAGUUUCAUUUGGUUGGUUUUACCUGCUACGUUGUCAACAUUUUUUUAAACACUCUCCUGCAGCUGACAUCAACCACCCCCACAAAAAGCAAAAACAAAACUCGAUGCCAUGGAGUCGAUUCCGACUCACAGCGACCCUGUAGGACACAGUAGGGUCUCCAAGGAGUUCCUCGUCUUAGGACACAAAUAAUUCCUGCUUAUGAGAAUCUGAAAGUUGUUCACUGUGGAUGUGUGAAGGACUCAGUAACACUUGCAAAGAUUUCCAUGUGGGUGUGGUGCUCAAGUGUGAGCACUGGGGGGAAUGGACCCCAUGUGCACUUUGCAUCCUUCUGGAGAUUAUGACACAGCAAACAUUCCCUCCUCAUCGGCCUGCAUCUUGGAAGAGGACAGAGGGAAUUGUUAGGCAGAACCAUUUGAAAAUGCAUGGCAAGAAAUUUUAUUGAAACAUUAAAUUCAAAAUAAAAUCUUCCUAUGUUUUUCAACCUUCCCUACCUCAUUUCAAAGAGGUAAUUGGACUCACAGAGUUAAAGCCCUGAAACUUCGAGACUCUGAAGAGUCUGUUUUAAGAGUCUCAGCUCAUUGGAGUAAUCACACUGAGUGAACUGGAACCCAGGGGAAGAGUGGGAGUCAGACAGCAGAGACCUACACAUUGGGAAGGGGUGAGGCCUGCUUCUUGAUAAUGCCCUGGGCUAGGUGGCAGCACCUCAAAGGGUAAUGCAGGCACACAAGUAGACAAACCACGUUACGGUGUUCCCAGCCCUGCCAAGGUUCUCAUGCUCCAUCUGGGAAUGGAAGCAGCAGAGACAAUGAUUCUAGAGAGAUCACCCACAUAGGCUGAGGCGAUGGGUGUGUUAAAGAUCUUCAAACCUUGGUCCUUCUUUGGACCCCGGGGUACCCAGAAAAUAAACCAACACCAAACAUACCCCUACAAAGAAGUAAGGUUAAAAUUUUACCCCAAUUUUGUAAGCCGAGAGCUCUGAGUUGGAAUUCAGUUUAUUUAAAGAAAUAUCAAGUUUUCUUGCACACAUGAAUUUGUGCUGAUUCACACUUACAAUUCAUAUUAUUCAUUCAUCCAUGAAGUCAGCAAACAUUUACACUAUAACAGCUACAUGUGAGACCCUAUGGCAGUUGCUCUUGAUGAUGAAAUGACUCAGAGAAUUUCCCUCAAUGCCUGGUGAGAGAAACAGCCAAGUUAACAGUUGUAUCAGUCACGUAUUGCUCUGUAACAAAUGACCCCAAAUUCUCGUGUCUUAAAAGAGCAAUAAUUUACCAGCUCACAAUUUUUCAAGUUGUCAGUUUGGAGCUCUUCUGAUCUGGGCCAGCCUCAGUGGCUCACAACACGGCUUCCUCACGUGUCCACAAUUUGCUUCCAGGUAGCUGGGAGCCAGUUCAUAACAUCAAGUCAGUGAAACCGCUAGAUCCUCCCUCCAUUGGUCUUCCAUCAUCUAGCAGGCUGGCCUGAGGAUGUUCCCAUGAGUUCUCAGGGUUUAAGAGCAACAAAAGGGAAGUCUCAAUGUAAAGUCUUCCAACUCUCUCAUUUUAUCAGGUUUUCUACCAUCCCAAUGUUCAAAACAAUAAUGUCAGCCCCAACUGAGGGAUGGAGAAAGACUCCUGCUGCUAAUGAAAGGCGCUCCAGAGUCUCAUAGAAGGCAUGGGCACAGAGAGAGGAUAAAUGUGUAGACAUUUCUUACAUCAACCACAACAGGUAAAUGCAAUUGUGUUUUAUGCUGUGGUAAAGGGUUUUGCAGGUACAAUGGAGUAGGGAACAAGAAGUGAACAAAUCUACCAGGAGGAUAUUUAGGGAAGUGAUGUCUGAACCAAGUUGAGAAUAUGAUUGGAUAGUUAAGGCGUGAAAAAAGGCCCGGGUCCAGGAAGCCCCAUGUCUUCUCCAGAGAGAAGUCUGAGGAGACAGGCUGAAGCCACUGAGGCAUUUGAAACAUUUGUGACCAGAUGCAGAUCAUCUUUUGUUCUACUGUUUUCCAACCACUCGUCCCUAUUUAUAGUUUGGAGUCAUACAAGAGUAGACCCUAGCAUUUCCCUGUUGAAACUUUUAUUUUCCUCUGAGAAGUCAUCACCACCCCAAUGUUCUUAAUUGCUUCCUCAAAUGCUGUCUCCAUUUACCACCUCCUUUUCUAUAUGGGCUCCAGAGUGAAAGCAGAGCCUGAAAGAUGCAGAGGUCAUGGACUUUCCCCAAGUCAACUCCUAAACCUCCCAUUCUGGCUGACCACAAAUUCCUGAGUCUUAGCAUUUUAUGGUGAGCUCAGAAGCCCAAUCUGUUCCAAUGGGGUCAGUUCUCUUAACCACCAUGCUUCACCAGAGAGUAGGCCAUCAGAUGGGAUGGGAGAGAAAAUCUUCUAGUCACAGGGAAGAGCCUGUGUGAAGCCUCACAGGCUAAGGAGACCUGAUAGGUGUUCAGAGCGGACAUUGUAUGACCAGGGCUGGAGAGACAUGAUUCCAAGAGAGUCAAAUGAGAAGUUUUGGAGAAAUCAACUGCUGGUCACACUGUAACGAUUCCAUGUACUCUCUCUCUCCCCACCAAGGGAUAGGAAUGACAUGGAGUGCAGAGAAAAGUUGCAAUUCCUUUUUUAUAUCCAAGCCCCCUUUUCCCAGUCUGGGACUGGCAGUAUUCAAGCUCCUACUUGAACAGUUUCAUAUUUUUCUUUUUGCUGUGUUUCUGUUUAAAGUGGGCCCAUGGAACUGAGCAAUGUCAGGAAUGAUGUCACACAGGGUUAUGGAAGCCAUGCCAUUCAUGCUGAUCUCUUUUGGUGAGGAUGUCGAUCUGAGAUCCUGUGGGAGAGCACCUGGAACUACUCUAUCACGGAAAUUCCGGACUAAACCCGGGUCCCCAAGUCACCAAACGGUCAUGCAUCAUGAAGAACUGGAAAAAGGGAUAAAGAUCCUUCAGAACAUCAUUAUGAUUGGACAUCUUCACCCAGAGAGGAUGAAACAGUGAUACAGAAGGAAGAGGCCUUUCUCUAAGACUCUAGAUAAGGGUGAGAGGAAAAAUUGUCCCAGACUGAUGUGUGUUACGGAACAAAGGGUCUGGUUUCCACCAGAAAAGAGAGCCAUGAUAGGACAAGAUGAAGGAAUUGGGAACGGAUAAGGUCAUAAGGAGGAGCGUCCUGAGAAAGCAUUUCCUGUCAUUUGGUGGACAAUUAACCAAAUUCUUAUAUCAACAAGAAAUGUACGAAUAAGUGAGGGAUCAAGCUACAGAAUUCAUUGGGAGUUUGAGAGCUUUCCAGAACAGAUUCAGACGAGGCACUCUGCUGUUUAAGAUCUGUACCUGGUGGAAAGGAAGGAAGCCAGUGGACAACUAGGGCAGAGAGUAUAGGAUGGGGAAAAGGGUGGUUAGAGAGAAGCGUACUUUAUUAUAUUUUCUAAUGACAUGAUAUUAAUGUACUAUGUGAAGAAUUAAGAAAAUAUCUCAGGAGGUUCUGGCAGUGAGAAGUUGAAGGAGCCCAGAGCCCACAUCAUUGAGGGCAGAAGAUGGCUUGCAGACUCCUCCCCUAGAUUCAGGAACUCCCCUUCUCCUCCUAUGUCUUCUCCCCACAUCUCUCGAAGGGCCUAAAAAACCCUCACAGCAAAGAGAGCUAUAGGAUAGAAUUUUUUUUACAUUCCUACUUUCUUAACCUGAAUUUUGUCUAGGAUCUUUAAUUUGCCACUCCUUUCAGGGCAGUUUUGUUGCCCUCUCCACUACCAUUAUUUUGCUGCCCCCCACCACUACUCCAGUGCUGCCCUCCACUGGCCCUAUUUCCUUUUGCUUCCUAGGUUUCUAACUGGCCUCUAAAACCCUCUUGAGAGAUCCCCUGCUGCAACUUCUGUCACGGAACUUGCACUCCACUCCCAAGACGCUUCCAUCUCUUUCUUUCUUAACUCGCCAAUCCUACCUUCAUACUCAGAAAAAUACAGACCCUUAUGUUGACAUAUACAACCCACCCACACACUCAGUUGAUGUGGUUGUGUCUUGGCUACUGAGAUUUGUACCAUCGGACUCUCAAAUAUGGACAUCUCUUUCUGCCUCACACUGAAAGAGUAUUUCUCAUAAUGACCUGGUGAGAGCUUUCUGUUCAGGGAAAGGCAAUUUUAAAGGAGAAGCUUUAAAUUAUACAUAAAUGUACAAAUUUUGCUCCAAGUAUAAUUCCUUGAAUAACAGGUCUUCCCUUAAUGGCCACAUAAACCAGGGACUCCAUCAGCCUGAAACCAGAAGAACUAGGUGGUGUGCAGCUACAGUCAAUAACUGCCCUGACAGAGGAUACUUGCAAGUUAUAAAAAUGAUGGUACCCUCAAAUACAGCCCUUAUACUGAAAGAAAAGACCAAUAUGAAUGUCAGAGAUACUCUGAAACUUGCUCUUGAAUGUAAAGUAAUGAAAGAAAUGAUGAAGUAGAAGAGCUGAAGAGAAGAUUUCAAAGGGCGGCUUGAGAAGACAAAGUAUGAUAAUGACAUGUGCAAAGACUUGGCGUUAGAAAAACAAAAGGGAAGAACAUGCUUGGCAUCUCUCAAGCUAAAGGAACUGAAGAAAAAAUCCAAGCCUCGACAUGCAAUAGUGAAGGAUUGUACUUGUACGGGCAAAAUAUUGAACAACACAGGAAGCAUCAAAAUAAGAUGGAAAGAAUACACAGGGUCACUGCACACACACACACACACACAAAAGCAUGGGUCGAUGUUCAACCAUUUCAGGAGGAAGCAUAUCAUCAAGAACUGAUGGUACUGAAGGAAGAAGUCCAAGCUUCACUGAAGGCAUUGGCAAAAAACAAGACUCCAAGAACUGACAGGUACCAAUUGAGAUGUUUCAACAAACAGAUGCAGCACUGGCUGAAUAAUUUAGCCAUCCGAUUGGAAGAGAUCCAUGUUUGUGCACAUUCCAAAGAAAGUGAUUCAACAAAAUUCAGAAACUAUCAACAAUAUCAUUAAUAUCAAAACCCAGUACAAUUUUGCUGAAGAUCAUUAAAAAGAAGUUGCAACAGGAAUUCAAGUCAGAUUCAGAAGAGGAUAUGGAAUGAAGAAUAUCAUUGCUGAUGUCUGAUGGAUCUGGGCUGAAAGCAGAGAAUACCAGAAUACCAGAAAGAUGUUUCCAUGCGUUUUAUUGACUAUGAAAUGGCAUUAUACUGUGUGAAUCAUAACAAAUUAUGGGUAACACUUCAAAGAACGGAAAUUCCAGAACACUUAAGUUUGCUCAUGUGAAACCUGUACAUAGACCACGAGGCAGUUCUUCAGAGAGAACAAGGGGUACUAUGUGGUUUAAAAUCAGGAAUAGUUUGUGUCAGGGUUCUAUCCUUUCAUCACAUUUAUUCAAUCUGUAUGCUGAGCAAAUAAUCCAAAAAGCUGCACGAUAUGAAGAAGAACGUGGCAUUAGGUUUAGAGGAAGAUUCAUUAACAACCUACGAUAUGCAGAUAACACAAACUUGGUGAAAAGUGAAGAGGACCUGAAGCACUUAGCGGUGAAUAAAAAAGACUACAACCUUCAGUAUGGGUUGCACCUCAACAUAAAGAAAACAAAAAUCUUCACAACUGGACCAAUAAACAACAUCAUGAUAAACAGAGAAAAGAUUGAAGUUAUCAAGGAUCUCAUUUUAUUCAGUUCCCCAGUCCACGCUCAUGAAGCAGCAAUCAAGGAAUCAAAUGAUGUAUUGCAAAUCUGCUGCAAAAGAACUCUUUAAGCUGGUGACAAGCACAGAUGUCACUCUGAAGGCUAAGGUGUGCCUGCCAAAAGCCAUGACGUUUUCAAACACCUCAUACGCAUGUGAAAGCUGGACAAUGAAUAAGGGAAACCGAAGAAGAAAUGCUGCCUUUGAGUUAUGGUGUUGGUGAACAAUAUUGAGUAUACCACAGACUGCCAGAAGAACAAACAAGUCUGUCUUGGAAGAAGUACAGCCAGAAUAUUCCUUACAAGCACAGAUGGUGAGUGUUUGUCUCACACACUUUGGACAUGUUAUCAGGGGAGACCAGGCCCUGGAGAAGAACAUUAUGCUUGGUAAAGUAGAAAGUGAAAAAGAGGAAGACCCUCAGUGAGAUGGAUUGACACAGUGGCUGCAACAAUGGGCUCUAGCAUAAUAACAAGUGUGAGGAUGGCACAAGACUGGCCAGUGUUUUGUUCUGCUGUAUAUAGGGUCACUAUAAAUUAGAACUGACCUGAUGACACCUAACAACAACAAUACGCUGUUCAGCUCACUGCCUGUCUCUUAGUUUGCUGUACUGUGGUGGUUUGGAUGUUGCUAUGAUGCUGGAAGCUAGGCCACCAGUAUUUUAAAUACCAACAGGGUUAUCCAUGGUGGACAGGUUUCAGUGGAGCUUCAAGACUAAGACACACUAGGAAGAAAGACCUGGAGAUUUACUUCUGAAAAUUGGACAAUUAAACCCUUACAGAUCACAAGAGAAUACUGUCCAAUUCACUUGCUUUGGACAUGUCAUCAGGACAGAUUAAUCAGUCCUAGAGGAGAAUAUCAUGGUUGGUGAAGAAGAAGGCCAACAAGGCUGUAGGAGACCCUUGGUGAGAUGGACUGGCACAUUAGCCAUAAUGAUGGAAUCUAAAUUGCUGGCACUUGUGAGGAUGACACAGGACCUGGCAACCUUUAGUUCUGUGGUACCUAAGUUCACCAUUAGUCGGAGUCACCUCAAUGGCAGCUAGCAAAAAAUUACUGUUUGAGAGGAGAACUGAGAUAUGAACUUGAUACAAUAUACCAAAUGUUAAAAUGUUCAAAGAUCUCAUGUUUACUAUGAAAGAAUAGGAAUUGAAAAUACAACUUUCAAAUAGCUAGAAGGAAAAGGAAAGUAAGAGAAAUUUUAUCAUUCCAAUAAAAAAAUAAACAGGAAAGGCAGAAUAAAAAAAAAAAAAAAAAGAACAGUGAAUAUGAAGUAUAAUACGGGAAUUAUGUCUAAAUGUAUGAGUAAUAGCAAGAAAAAGGGAUUAAUACCUAAGGAAAAAACAUGUACACUCAGCUUAGACUUGCAAAUCCAGCCAUAUCUUAUUUAUAAAACAAAAUUAAAACAUAAUGACAGAAACUUUUAAAUGAUGUAAAUGAAGAAAUUUCUACUUUUUAAAAAAAAAAAUUUUUUUUUUUAAUGACUACAGGAAUAACCCUCUGCCAGAUACUGCUGAUACAGAAAGGAUUAAGAAAAGAUUCCUUGCAGUCUGGUGAGAGAAACAGCCCAGUUAACAGAUCAGUUAUCAAUUGCUCUAUAACAAAUGACCCAAAAAUGAAGUGCCUUAAAAGAACAAGCAGUUACUUCGCUCACAGUUUUGCAGGUUGGCAGUUUGGGGUUCUUCUGGUCUGGGGCAGACUCAGCCGCUCUCGGAUGGGCUCCCUCAUGUAUCUGGAAUCAGCCACCAUGUCAGCUGGCGGGCAGAGGGUGUGAAAUCUUCUCAGCUGGAUUCUCUCUCUAAUGGUCUCUUGUCAUUUAUUAGGGUGGCCUGGGCUGUUCCCAUGGAUUCUCAGUGUUUGAAGAGCAGCAAGAGGGCAAGGAGGAGCCCUGGUGGUGCAGUGGUUAAGGGCUCAGCUGCUGAAGGAAAGUGGCUCCAAGGGAGAAGCAUGUGGACAGGCCAAGAGGCUUCACAGGGUUUAGAGUCAGGAGGUCAAGAGAGAGUGGCCUAGACACCACCACUGAGUGAUGGUACCUCCAGGCAACAGACCAAAAACUCCAUUCUGCACAGAUGGCUACGAAGGGUGAGUCUUUUGGAAGAGUCUUCUGUUAUUUAAUCAAUAGAUAUAUAUUGAGUAUCUCCUAUGGGUGGGGCUCUGUCUCACUUUCUGGGACUGCCAAAAAUAAGGCAGAUCCCAUCUUUGUCCCCAAGUUAUUUACAACCCAUUUGGAAGACAAAAAUUGGAAAAUGAGCACCUCCUAUGACUCAGUGCUAUGAUGGAGGAUUACUAGGUGCUCUGAAUACAUAAAGCAGGAGCACAGACUGGGUACCUUGGAGGAGGAACCAGUCAACAGGAAGGGAGAGAACGUCUACUAGUCAGAGGGAACAGCCUGUGUGAAGCCUAAGUGGCAAAGGAGGCCUGAGAGGUGUUCAGAGUGGACAUUGUGUUUCUAGAGCUGGAGAGAUUUGAUUCAGGCCAGAGAAGAGGUUUGGGAGAAACAGCGACUCAUUAUACUCUUCUAUUCCCUCAACUCACAGUUUCCUUCCUCUUGGAUAUUGACUUAAGUGAACAUUGCAAUUCAUUUUUAAGAUAUAAUUUCCCUCCUCCCAGCCUCCUAGCCUCUCCCACAACAGUUGCCAUAUUUUUUCCUAGUGCGCUGUUUAGAUUCAAACUGGGCCCUCGGAACUGAGCGAUGUCAGCGAUGAUGUCACACAAGGGUUACUGGAAGCCUUGGUGCUCACUCAGAUCCUAACUGCUCUUUGGAGAGGUUGUGGCUCUGAGGUCUCCUGUGGGAGAGCGACUUUGGAUACCAAAUUACAAACGGUUCUGCCUAAAUCAAGGUCCGCAACUUGUGAGAAUUUGGGACAUCAUCUCUACGUGGGAGGAGGAGAAACAUCUUGCCGGUGACCAUCCUUCGUGGUUCAUCUUCACCCAGCCAGAAUGGAGCGGCAAUACAUGAGGAAGAGGCCUUUCUCUAAGGCCCGAGAGGUCUCUAUCCAAGAGGAAAAUGCCCAAGAGUCAACAACAUCCCAAGAAAAAAGUCAAAGCUCCAGGCACAGGAAGAUUCCAAAACAAUCUGAGAACUCUUCUCCUUUAUCUUCCACCGAGCAGACCUCUCAUUCCUCCAGUUACGGGGCUGCCCCAGGAAAGCGAUGGGUCAGGUGCGCAUAUUUCACCAAGGUGCGCACGGUCAAGGGGGUAGCGGUCGCCUGGCAGACCAAAACCUCCUUUGCACCCGUGGGCAAGAUGCCCCAGGUCUUUGAGGCCGAGCUCUCUGAGGAGAGCACCAUCGGCUCUGCCCCCAGUCUGGCCAACACUGAGUCCCUGGUCAGCAACCUGGAGCCCUGGCAGGAGGGGCCUCAGACCUGUACCCAGAAGCCCACUGAUCAAGGGGAGGAGCAUGGGGAGAGACCCCGCCCAACCACCCCGGAGUGGCUGGUGACCCGUGAGUGCGGCUUCCGCUGCGUGGCCUGCUGCCGUGUGUUCGAGUCCCGUGACGCCCUCGUGGCCCACGCGGAGCAUGGUGUGACUCAGGGCUUCAGCUGCCGGGUCUUCUUUGAAGAGCUGCUGGAGAGGCGGCUGCCACGCUCAGUCCAGCGAAGGCCCAGACGCUGCCACCAGCUGGCCAGGCGUUGCCUGAUGGCCACCAAGAAGAGGGAGGUGAGGGAGAAGACAGCAGUCUGCAGGCGCCUCGAGGAACAGCUGGAGAAGCAGAGAGAAGAACUGAAGAGGCUGAGGCACCAGCUGGACAGGCUGCAGAGGCAGGAGACCAGGCUGCAGAAGGCGCAGGCGCACCACCGAGGCCAGAGGGGAAAGCGCCUGAAGACGUGCUAGAACCCCGGGACUAGGAGGAGCAGGGCCUUUGGGCUGGAAACGUGGGCCCUUCAGGAGAGACCUCCAUUCAGGUUUGUUUAACCCAGCUCCCCUGGAAGAUCAUACCCUCCUUCCACUGUGACCCCAACCCUCCCAACCCAAGCGCACAGAGAACUCCAGCCCUAAGGGGGAUCUGGAUGGAAGAAGCCCCAGAUACCUGACCACAGACACCAGGUCCCCUCAGAGGCUCCCCUGGCCCAGGAGAGGACAGGACAGGCCUCAUCUGGAUGGUGAGAUCUUGGGACCCUAAGGAUGAGCGCAGCAUAAAUAGGGAAAGGGAAAGGGGAUUUCAGUGGGACCUGGGAGGAUUGGGGGGGGCCCUGCUGAGGCGUGAUGGUGAAGGGGGUGUCACUGAGUUCUUUGGAGGAGAAGGAAUCAGAGAGAUGGCAGGCUGUUGGGAAACAUGUCUGCAGGUGAGCAGUGGACAUAAAGCCCUAAACAAACAACUCUGGGUCCCUUCCCAGCAGUAUAGAGGCAGAGAAAGAGGCAGGGCUUGGUAGGAGGAGAGGAGGGCAGGUUGAAGGAAAAUGAACUCACCCAAGCCAUGUCUUCUGGUCUCCUAGGGUGAAUUUGGGUUUAUGAUUGGGAUGCAUCCUUUUUGCCACAUUAGGGGAAUGUAAGUGGGAGGUGGUGUAGAAAAAUCCCCCUGGGUGUUAACCAUUUCUGGAUAAGAGUUGAUCCAGGGCUUGCAGGAUAUUUCCUGUAGAGCAUGUCCUAGGGGAAGGGGUAGAGCUUUGGAACUUUUUCUUCUCCUAAAUCAAGCUGUACAUUCCGGUUCUUGACAUGUCAAACAAACUUGCUAAUUUUUUUUUGUUUUCCUGUGGUCAAAUCUGACCUGUCGCGAGGUCAAAGAACUGGAAGAAAAAGGCCCUCUGAGGUGAAAGAACCAAAGGAGAGGAAAGGCUUCAAACCCAGGGAGAACAGCAAGAACACAGGUGAUCAGAGGUAAUGGUGGGAAGGGGCAGAUUCAGGCCCAGACUCAACAGUGGACAACAAAGCCCCAGUCUCAGUCGCGACAUCAAAUCCCAAGUCUGGGGAAGCCCUGGACAUGACAGGGGUGUAUCCAUCUCUCUAGGAAAUGAGACCACAAGUAUCACAGGGAACCCCCCAGGGGCAGAGGAAUGGAGGGCAGGGCCUCUAGGAUGGGCACCUCCGUCCACAGUCUGUCCUGUGUGUAUUCCUCAGAGUGACAGAGACAGCUCCUGUGAGGGAGAGGGUCACAGGCAGAGAAGAACCAAGGUGUUCAGACCAGGUAAAUUCUGCAGUCUCCUAAGGAUCCAAAACGAAAAAUCAGAGAUUCUCAGAGGUAUCAGGGUGGGAGGGGUUGGUAUUCCCAGGCUGGGGAGAGGCUGGCUGGGGAGGUGCUGCUUUCUGAAAUCUUUUCAUCAACAUCUUUCUUCUUAAAAGCUACCUUCCCAGUUGAUGUCCUCUAUGAUCUAGGCUCAGACCUGAAUGGGGCCUAGAAUGCACAAAGGUGGGUUAUCCAGUGGGGCUACACAGGGAGGAGGUGGAAGCAGCAUAUCCAGGAAAGAGAAUCUUCUAGAGGCGCAUGAGUUACCUAGUGAAUCGCACAUGGCGUCCAGCCUUCUACAUUUAGCUGUAGACGUGUGCUUGCAAGAUGUGUUUGAGGGGUAACUCUACUGACUUCCCAAAAUUAUUUUUGGUCAUUUCCAGUUAUAGAGACCAGAAGAACUCACUGGCUCCAAGAACAACAAGAAAUCCACUGGAUCUUAUUAUUACUUUCUGCGGUGUGCUCUCCUGCCAGUGAUUCAAAUCUUUUGUCUGUCAUUCUGGAGAAUUUUCACCUAUUUUAAAUAUUUAACAAAACACGUUAAAAUAUACAUGUAUCUAUGAUGUUUAUGAAUUUCCAAAGCUCUGAAAUUGUUUUUUUAUCACAUUUGCAAGAUCACAGAUUUGUGUGGCAAAAAAAUUUAUGUCAGGGUCCCACCCUCCUAUGUAAUUUGGUCCUGCUCCCCCAGGGUAUCCAAUGUUAAUAGACACACGUGUAUCCUUCCCUACACCUCUCUGCAGGGACACAUAUACACAGUCACAGGUACACAAGUACAUCUGCUGGGGUGUUGGCUUUUAUGAAAGCCUGGUCACACUCCACCCACAUUGCUCUCGCCCCUUAUUUCACUUGAUAUUCUACCUUGAUUCUCUGUAAGUCAUUAGAUAUGGCACUGACACUAUAUUUUUUGAUCUUUUAACUUACAUGAAUAAUUUAAAUAGAUGAUCUCAAUUCAGUACACUUUAUCUGUACUUCUACAUGUUCUUGUCAGAAGCUAUCAAGUCAGUUCUGACUCACAGUGGCCCUUUGCACCACAGAACAAAACACCACCUGGUCACGGGCAAUCCUAAUAAUCGUUGCUAUAUUUGAGCACACUGUUGCAGCCACUGUAUCAAUCUCAUUGAGGGUCUUCCUCUGUUUCACUGGACCUCUGCUUUACCAAGCAUGAUGUCCUUUUCCAGGGACUGGUCCCUCCCUCUUGAUAACAUGGCCAAAGCCAUCCUUGCUUCUAAGGAAUAUUCUGGCUUUCUCCCUUUAAGACAGAUUUGUUCGUCCAUACAUAACACUACUAAAAUGUAAACAUUAUCAUCCAUGCUUUUUAAGUCCACUCUUCCUGCGUGUUCUAGCUCUCCUCCCCCUGUUCUUUCCCGCAAGUGGAUCCAAGAUAAUUCAGGUUAACAAUGUGGUAAGUAGUCUCUCUUAUCCUUGCUUAAACAAGCACACGGACUUAUACACACUCAUAAACAUAAACAGGUAUUCAAGCAUAUUCAAACAAUUGAUAUUGUUUAACCCAGAUGUGCUCAUUUUAUAUACACUUCUCUGCAUGCACCUAGAUUUUUUCAGUAAUAAAUAAUACUUCACAGAUAUUUUUCCCACUCAACUACUACAACUCAUUUAUUGAUGAUGUAGCUUUACCAUAAGUUAUCUAUCAUUCAACUAUCAAUGUACAGUCAAUGUUUGGUCAACACUAAUAAUAACUAUCCGUUGUGUACUACAGGAUCUGUUUCUGUGGAAUAGACUCCAUAGAGUGAGAUUUCCAGCUCAAAGUAUGUUUUAAAAGUACAGAGCCAUGGCCGUGUCUUUCCCCUAUAGGCUGUCCUAAAGCACCUUUCCAGCCAUGUCUCAGGGUAUCCUUCUCCCCACAGCCCAGCCAGCCAUAGAUGGUGUUGAUUUUUAAAUUGUGCCAGUUUCACUGGGACUUUGAUAUUUUCUUAACUACCAGUGUUUUUGAGCAACUUGGACUAUGUUUAUUGGGCAUGUGGAUUUGCUGUGAACGAUCUGUUUGAAUUCACUGCUCAUUUUUCAAGUGCUUAACUUUUAUCCUUCUGUGUAAAAUGGAAAUUGUUAUUAAGUCUUAUCAUCUCCAUUUCACAUGAUUUUCCAAAUCUAUCAUUUGUGUAUCACAUUUUCUCAAGCUUUGUCCCCCAGAACGAUCACUUGAGUCAGCACCGUUUAUUAAAUAAAUAUAAUUUUCUCAAAAUACCGCCUUU
Molecule: messenger RNA, 14814 nt
Organism: Loxodonta africana (African savanna elephant)
Lineage: Eukaryota; Metazoa; Chordata; Mammalia; Proboscidea; Elephantidae
Product: protein FAM170B-like
Exons: 3
Coding region: 10384-11277 (297 amino acids)
Biological process (GO): fertilization
Cellular component (GO): acrosomal vesicle
Source: RefSeq, a predicted model, not a curated record